Molecule: messenger RNA, 1254 nt
Organism: Caenorhabditis remanei
Lineage: Eukaryota; Metazoa; Nematoda; Chromadorea; Rhabditida; Rhabditidae
Exons: 6
Coding region: 1-1254 (417 amino acids)
Biological process (GO): regulation of transcription by RNA polymerase II
Cellular component (GO): nucleus
Molecular function (GO): zinc ion binding; sequence-specific DNA binding; DNA-binding transcription factor activity
Source: RefSeq, a predicted model, not a curated record
AUGACCACAAAAUUGGAAGAGGAAUCCUCGCCGUUUUCGCUACCCGUGUCACCAAUGGAAUCGAAUAGUUUAAAUUCGUCAUCGUCGACAGCUGAGAAGAAGAACUGCGCUGUUUGUCGAGAAGAAGGAGACGGCUACCAUUUUGGAGCAGAAGCAUGCAGAGCGUGUGCUGCCUUCUUCCGUCGAAGUGUUUCAUUGGACAAGAAAUAUUUAUGCCGAGGAUCUAAUGAUUGUGAUAUUGCAGCAAACAUUCGCUGUAUGUGCCGUGCAUGUCGGUUCACAAAAUGUCUCGAAGUAGGAAUGAAUCCGGCUGGUGUUCAACAAAGACGUGAUACGAUAGGAAAACGAGAUAUCAAACAUGAAUCGCCAAAUAUGAAUAUUUAUCAAGCGCUCGGGGCUAUGGUUGAAACGACCCCAACUACGAGUAUACCAUCACCCCUCGUCGAUGAUUUACCAAUGUCAUUUAAUGAAGAAAUGACUAUUUUGACAAAGAUGAGAGUGAAUUAUCGGAAAAUGGACAAUGCACGGUUGGUUAUUCACAGAAAGGAUGGACAAAGUCUAUUCAAAGAGAAAGCUCCGAAAGCUGUGAAUUAUAAAGAAGCGGCCGAGCAGAGUAUUCGAGAAGUUAAUCUUGUUGCUGACUGGAUUGCUUGGUGUUUCGAGGACUUCGUAGAACUUCCGAUUGAUCAGAAGAAAGUUCUUUUCCGUAAUUUCUACACACCAUUUAGCAUGCUCGAAGGUGCAUUCUUAUGCCAUAUCAAUGAUACAUCUAAUGCCAUAAUUUUCCCUUCUGGGGACUACAUUGACAUUGAAAACCUCGAUAAAUUCUUCUACGACCCUGACGCAGAGCAACCGAUGACGGCAGACGAAAUCAACAAAAUGUUCCAACCAUCUUUCGAGCUCCAUCGCCGCUCUCUUAUUCUUCCAAUGAUGGCCGAAAAGGUUGACGUGUUCGAGUUUUUCGCUCUUUGCACAAUUCUUUUCUGGGAUUUCGGAUUAGACGAUCAGACAGAUGAAUGCAUGAUUAUUGGAAAGAAAGUAAAAGAUCGAGUCAUGAGAGAGCUGGCGUUCUAUUUGAGACAUGCGAAGAAAUUAAAUGAACCGGCGAUUCGAGUUGCAACGUUGCUCACACUCCUUCCAGCUGUUCAGAGAAGCGUUCGUCGAUUCCAAGAAGACAUUGAAAUCACUAGUGUCUUCAACAUUUAUGCACCUGGAAAAGCAUUCUACGAUCUUGUCAAUGGAAAAUUUUGUUAA